AUGCUCGCGACCGACGACACCGCAGGCUCUCUCGUGUAUAAACGGAGCACGAAGCCCAAUCCGGAUUCGACACUUCCAUUGGCGGUGCCAUCAACAGACAGCAUAGCAAAGUGUCCCAAGUCUCCAAGUGGAGCCUUAACUCUAGAGGAUCGACGCCUUCUAGCACAAUUGUGGUCACAAAUGGAACCCACUGGCGAUAGUCCUCCACCACCUCCACCUCCCAAGCCUCCUCUUUCUCUGGAAUCGCCCCGCUGGAGUGCUGGCGAAUCACUAGCUGAUCUGCCGUCCAGCCCUCUGACAGACUGUCUUGAACCCGGCUACACUAACAUCCGUGCUGACGCCAAGUUGAACGCCUAUCUGCGCUCUCUGGCGGAAGCCGUUCAGCUGGCUCCUAUCACCAAUAUUGGCAACGGGCAGCUGGAGGAGUCGAUCUACUCCAAUAUUGACAGUCCUGAUGCAACUUUACCAUCUCCAAUGUCUCUCCCUUCACCCCUUCCACCAGACCUACCUCCAAGAGAUGGAGCUAAGCUGAAUGGCUGCUCUGGCUUUUUGCGUGGCCUUGGUUGCGCCUGCAUAGUUCCACCCUGGAAUCCUCCAACCAUUAAAAGUUUUGACUUGAAUUCCCUGAACCUGCCCCACGUGGACGAUUCUGAUGCAAGUGAAAAGGAGAAUGAGGAUCUAAAUGUGGAGGACGAACCAAAAGCAGAAGCAGAGGCGGAGAGCAAAGACAGAUUUCGUAACGGCAGUGCAGGUGGACUGCGCUUGGGACCUCUGAUCUGUGCUUUGAAUUCAAAGGUGGUCCCACCACCACCACCGCCUCCAUCUUCGACUGUUCUGCCAGCAGACGGCACGAAUCCUUCUCACAACUCUGCUGCUAAAGAUCAAAGCGCUGCAAAGGCAAAGAUCAGACCCUCUAGAAGUGGGUCUUGGGAACCGUUGGACUUGACGGGCCUAUCAAACAACAUAGUCACAUCACUGGCGAAAUGUGACUUGGAUCCUCUCAGUGACACUUUAAUGCAGGGCGAGGUCCUGAAUGCUGUACGACGAAUGCAAAAUGGAAGCUACAAGGAGAGGAGUCCACAGCAUAAGGCUACCGAAUCCGAGUCACCUCCACAUAUCUGGUGCGAUGAGCAAGGGGAAAAUGACGGUGUACUCGGAACCGAGAAACCGUGCUGUCACUCUGAAACCAAAUCAGAUACCGAGGAUGAUUUUGAGAUGAUAUUUGCAAACGGGAAGAAGUACAAACGCUACUUUAAACGUCACAUCGUGUUCCAAAGGCACGUUUGCAGACAGGUUGUUGUGGCACCUUCUUUACCCGAUGGUAGCGGACCCGACUUGUCUCGACAGGUGUCGCAGGGUCCGCCGCAAAUCUGUCGCCUGGACAGCAUGCCCACCUGUCUGGCCGCUCUGGCGCCUUUAAAAUGCGAGCACUGUCUGUCGCCUUCCAGAGAUGUGAAAGACGGCUGCCUGGAGCGUGAAAAUGAUGGAGAAAUCGCCUCGGCGUGCGCCACGGCAGUUUCACAAGGCGAAGAAUCAAGCGCCACCAGCAGUAGUAGUAGCAGCAACGAAAAACCGCCCAUUCCUCCAAUUUCUCAAACUUCUUCCCCGCUGUCGCCUACAUCGAACAAUACACGUAUGCUAUUGAAGAAAUAUUAUUUGUUUAAUUUCUCUUCUGGGCCUUCUAUACGAAAGCCAAAUUACGAGGAGCGCUCAAAACAAAACGAAGUAUUUGUGCGCAAGACUUUAGUGACUUGA
Molecule: messenger RNA, 1755 nt
Organism: Hydatigera taeniaeformis
Lineage: Eukaryota; Metazoa; Platyhelminthes; Cestoda; Cyclophyllidea; Taeniidae
Source: the annotation of a GenBank genome assembly